Molecule: messenger RNA, 1007 nt
Organism: Ambispora leptoticha
Lineage: Eukaryota; Fungi; Glomeromycota; Glomeromycetes; Archaeosporales; Ambisporaceae
Source: the annotation of a GenBank genome assembly
AAGGAAAAGACAUUAUUGCCCAAUCCCAGACUGGAACCGGAAAAACGGCAGCCUUUCUUAUCCCCAUUCUCGAAAAACUGGAAGUAAUUUAUAAGCCCCAGGUGCUUAUUUUAGUCCCUACUCGGGAAUUGGCUCUGCAAGUGAGUGAAGAAGCCCGAAAAUUAUCUCCGCACAGUAAUUUGCAAGUAGCAGCAGUUUACGGUGGAGAGCCAAUUUACAAACAAUUACAGGCCUUUCGGCGAGGAGUAGAUGUAAUAAUCGGAACCCCCGGUCGAAUUAUCGAUCAUAUUUUUACGAGAAAAAGUUUCCACCUGGACCAUUUGAAGUUUGUGGUGCUAGACGAAGUUGACGAAAUGAUUGGCAAAGGAUUUUUAAAGGAGAUUGAAAAAAUAAUGAAAAAGGUUCCAGAAAAACGACAAACUUUACUAUUUUCUGCUACCGUUUCCCCAGAAGUAGAAGGGUUUGCUCGCAAAUUUGCUAAAAAUCCUUCUCUCAUUACCAGCAAAAAUGAUGAUCUGCCAAGCAACACCGAACACUACUAUAUGGAGAUUGCUUCCGCCAGGCAAAAAAAUCAAAAUUUAAUUACUUUUCUCUCAUCCAGCCAAGCAGAUUCGGUAAUCGUUUUUGCUAACACUAAAAGGAAAGUAGAAGAGAUAAAAAACAUUUUGCUUGACAAUCGCCUGCGGGUUGACUAUAUUCAUAGUGAUUUAUCCCAAAAUAGAAGAACGAGGGUUUUUCAGAAAUUCCGAGCCAAGAAAAUUUCCUUGCUAAUUGCUACCGACGUGGCAGCUCGGGGUUUAGACAUUAAGGAUAUUGCUUAUGUCAUUAAUUAUGAUUUUCCCCAAAACCGUGAGUUUUACAUUCAUCGAACUGGACGAACUGGUCGAGCCGGAGCCAGCGGUAAGGCUAUAACUUUUGUUAACUCACCCCGCGAAAAAAAUCAAUUACUAGCCAUUGCCCGCCAAAGGAAUUUUAAAUUGGAAAGGUUUACUAGUCCAACUAGAUAA